Messenger RNA from Aspergillus luchuensis, 1227 nucleotides. Its product is annotated as F-box protein. Lineage: Eukaryota; Fungi; Ascomycota; Eurotiomycetes; Eurotiales; Aspergillaceae. Gene Ontology annotation, molecular function: protein binding. The coding region runs from base 1 to 1227 and encodes 408 amino acids. The record is from RefSeq and is a predicted model, not a curated record. The transcript has 4 exons.
AUGUCGGUUUUCGUGGCUUUAUCGUGUUGCUUGCUCUGCUCUGGCUGGCUGGGUGAGGCAGAGUGGUCGAAGGAUUUUACAAUAGUGUGCCAUGAGGAUGGCAAGCUUUACCUUGGUCAUCUGUAUUACAACGAUUCCGAGGAUUACCAAGACAUAAUUUUCGAUGAAGAUGAAGAUCAACCGGAAAGAACUGAAGUGUUUACUUGGCCUUCCUACACAUCGACGGAUUGCUUCCUCAUUCAUUCCUCCUGCUAUCAAGUUCUGCUUGAGCGAACUGCAUCGCAGAUAGAAGUUGAACAAUUAUCUCGAUUGUGUCAGGCCUUACAGCCAGAUAGACAAAGAAAUUUUGGGGACCACGCACAAAUGAAGCUGCGUAGUUGCCUCGAUCCACAUGCUGCUAUUAUACCCUCUGACCUUGCAACACGUUGCACUGGGCCGUACAUGGAGACAGACUCUGCUCGCUGUGAUUCACAAUUGCUUGAACUUCCCCUUGAAAUUUUGACCAUGAUCCUAGAUUACCUUCCACCUACGGAUCUGAUUCGGCUGUUUUGCGCCAGCAAGAUUGCGCUGAAUUAUGGGGAUUCGGUUAUGCGCACAAAACCACGCCAGUUCUACCGGUGCAUUCCCGCUGAUAACGAAGGUAUAUCCAAGCGCCGACUGCUGCUUGUUCUUUCUCUUAGGUUUCCCAAAUCACGCAAUGAAGGACUCGAUCUGAGAUGGGAGGUAGUGUCUAGGAUAGGAGUAUUGAGCAAGUUAAUACGCUACAUUGCUACAGAAUCGACACCGCCAACCGUGGAGAUAAGGGCUACGAAGACAUUGGUCAACCAUGCUUACGGAUUAUGGAUUUCUUUCGCAGACUUGCCGACUGAUCUCAAAGUAAUUACGGUCUAUGGGAUUAGAAUCAAGGAGCAUGUUUACGUUUGCGGAAUUGACUUUCUGACAAGAAGCACUCAUCAACACGUUGGUCACCACUCCAAGCUAGUCUCUCGAGUCGAGAUUCUUUCCACCCUGGUUGACGUUGUCUGUUUCCUGGCGGACGCUUUUGGUAUUAGGAGCUUGAAGUUCGGUCAUUCAGCGUGGAGCUUUGAGGAACCGAAAAGAUAUCAAUGCUGGGAAGGAUUUAGUAUAAGGAGACGAGAAGGGAGGCUUAGGAUUGUGCGAGACUCAAAUUCAGACAUAUUGGGUGGUGCUCCGACACAACCCCUUCUUUUGAGGAAACCCUUCUAG